This is a messenger RNA of Spirodela intermedia, 13846 nucleotides long. Lineage: Eukaryota; Viridiplantae; Streptophyta; Magnoliopsida; Alismatales; Araceae. The record is from the annotation of a GenBank genome assembly.
AUGCCUCGGACGCAGGUCAACAAGGCUCAUAAGAGCCGCUUUACUUCUAAGUCUACCCGGCACGCCCACAAGACAUCGAAAAUCGGUAGGCUCUUCCGCAUAUAUUUGUGCCUGUCUUUUCAUCUUUCAUUUAAUCAACGUGCAUUUGUUCAUUUCCUCUUUUAUGUUUCUACAUUUGAUUCCUUUUCUUCUGAGUCGCAGAUAAGGGCCGGAUUACAAAGCCUCAGAGAAAUCUUGUGAAGGGUACUCGUGCAGCUCGCCUCCAGCACAGCAAACAGGUGGGUUUCACGAGAAUUUAAACGUUAUGGAAUUGCUAAUCACGUGGUGUGCUACCGGCAACGUUAUUGGGUUGCUGAUUUUUUCUGCCUCCUGUUAAUUUAACUGAUUGUUAUACGAAGUUCGAACCUUUCUUUUUUUUAUUCAGCUGGUGGCAUUUAUUUUUUUCAACUAGGGUAGUUAUUUUCGUCGUUCCGGUGUUUCUUGAAAUGCUCUCACCAUAGUACAUCGAAAAUAGUUUUCUUUGUUACAGUGAACAUUCUUUUGUAUGCUAAUAGAGUCUCUCUAUUAUGUGCUGCGCACUUUUUAGGGAACGCCCUUUGUCAUGAAUGCCAUGGACAUGCAUACGGGAUUUCUCAAAACACAUAUUGAACCAACUAAGCUUUUUUAAUGAAUGAUCAUGGAGGGACAAAGGCGUUGGUUACUGAAGGAUGAUACGCAGGUCUUGCGGAUGAAUUUGCAUGUUAUAAAGAGGAAAAGGGAGUAACUAGGGCAUCGACUAGGCAAGUAGAAUGCUUUUUUUUUUGGGGGUGGGGGUGGGGGUGGUGGGGUUGUAUAAAGUUUCUUUGUGAUUCCCUGCUUGAGUAGACAAAGUUUCUGGGUGAAGCUGACCAUUAUCUCGCAUCUCUUAGCUUCCUUUCAAUGAAAGUUACGGUUGAGUUGAAGAGAGGGAAAGGAAUUCUUUAGUUUACAAUUGUCCUAGCAUCACUAGGCAUUUGCUUGUUGGCGAAGAAUCAUCCCUCUGUCCUUAAUCGAUGGAAGAGUCUCUGCUUCAAUCAAAAUAUAGAAAAGCCUGGCAUAUGUGGAUGAUCCUACACUAGUAAUUUGGUAAAGCUUAUGUUUUACAACUUGGUACGAAAUUUUUGUUUAAAUAUGCAUCUGACUUGUAUAUUGAAUAUUACGUCCAAACAUCAGAGCACAUUGUUAUUCGUCAUGAUAUAUUUUCAAUAAUGGGAAUGCCUUGUUUCAUGUAUAUUUUACGAGGAACCAAUGCAUGUUUAGGUUUUCUUACGAAGCUUAGUUUUUGAAAUUGAAAAUUACACUGUAUAAAUAAAGUUGAAAGAAUUAGAAUCCCAUUUAUUCACUUGUGAAUGGAGGUUCUUAAACAGAAUGCGUUUUGAACUAGAAUUAUGCUAUUUAUGGUAUUUUUAUGUUUUAGCUGCUUGAAUUUCUUAUCACCCAUCACUUACAUGGCCUGUUGUGUAAUGCAUAAAAUAAUCGUUAUGAUAGGAUUACUGUGUCUUUGUUGCAUCAUUGAUCUAAAUGUGUUCCAGAUGGAUUCACUUCAUUCUUUUAUCAAAAGACUUUUUUUCUCGGUGGUUAUGUUUUAAUGUCUUUUUUAGGGAUAUUUUACUAUUUUCAACUCAUUUAUGUUUUGUAGAUUCGUGAUGAGAAACGGGCUUCACUGUUAAAAGAGAAGAGGGUUGCAAGUGGAUCAUCUUGUCCUCCUCGUGUGAUUGUGAGUGAUUGUCUUUUUAUCAUUAUACGCAGUUCAGUAGACAUGUUCAAGUUUUUAUCACAUUAAGAGACAUUUAAGCAUCUUGACGAUUGAUAAACCCCAAAGGAUGAAUGUGGUGAAAUUCUGGCCAAUAUAUUCUUGUUAUAGACCUCAAGAAUUCAUAUACGUGUGAUAUAUUUUCGUCAAGGCAGGGCAGUAAGUUGAAGCAUGUUUUCAAAGUUUUAAAGUUGAUUUAAAUACUAAAAUACAUACAUUUUAAAAAUAAAUCAAGACAUCAAAAUGAAAUAAAGAUAUUAACAUGUCUUCAUUAAUGACACCAAUAAAUAAUUAUUCAUUAAUACCAUAAAUUGCUUUAAUUAGUGAUAUCAAUGUUAUUCAGUCCAAGCCAUUGAGAUUGGAAUCCCAAUUUUUUUCUUUUACUGUAUGCAAUACCAUAUUUAUAUUUAACAUUUGCAUGUUCAUGAUUUCCUUAACUGACUCUGUACAUUCUCUGUUUUAAUCUUCCUCAGAAAAACACUGAUGAGCUUUCCCGUUUGCGUUUUCCUCCUUGCCAUCUUAAAUGAUUUUCCGAAUCUCUAGCAAUUUAUACUUCUGUUGUUCUUCUUGCGUUGUGUAAGGUUUUUUUGUGUUUGAAUCUGCUCAAUUUACGAAAAUGAAACUUUUGUUCAGCAGUUAGAGACUCGCUUUUUCUUUCUGGCCACCAGUAUUCUAUAUCCUUUAGUGCCGUCGGGUUUCGUUUUUUGUCUACCAUGAUGUGACAUAUUUUAUUAUGCCCUAUUUUCCUGAGCAAGACAGCCUGAAGUGGUAGUUUGAUUGAUGAAUUGGAUAGAGUAUGUUCUACAUAAACUUUGCUUUUUCACGCUUGCUAUUUUUUUGAUUGGUUGAUUUUUUUUCUUCUAAAUUUACACGUCUACAGGUUCUUUUUGGCCUUUCCAGCAGUGUGGACCUAAGUUUGCUCGCAAGAGAUCUUUUGACAUUGAGUGGAGCAGAUAAUACAAAAGUUGCUGGAAAUACUAUUGCUUUCCCUACCUUCAGACUUAGAACUUCAGUAUGUUAUUUCUUUAACGCAUAGUUGAAAUAAUCCUCAUAUUUUGGUUGCCUGUGGAAUGUCAGUAUUUAUCAGAUAUUAUAUUGACUGCAGUUUGUUGAGAUUUCUUCUGACGAUUUUGCUAAAAUGCAUGCCAAUUGUAAAGUUGUCUGCUCUAGAGACACGGCAGAGAUAGCCACCUAUGAACGUAAUAAUGGGAAGUCAGUGACUGCAUUUCUGAUCAAUCCUGAGGCCUAAUCUCGUCAGAUUUGAGCCUGUAUUGUACAUUGUAUGUGAUCAGCACGUAUUUUCAUCAGCAGAAGAUAUAAUUGCUGACAUAAAUAAACAGAGAAGCAAGAAUAGGAUGAAAAGUUCUUCUUGAGUGUCUUACUUUUUUUUUAGUUUGUUGGACUAGUGCUUCAUCUUCACAUAAUCAAGGAUUGUUUCGUGGAUUAAAAAUUUGUCUAACAGAUGGGAAAUUUCAUCGCAAUCCAUUCUUACUCUCAGACAAUCCUGUUCCACUCUCAGGAGCUAUAAAUUUGUGUCCUCAAAAAGCAUACAAGAUGGCCUAAGCCUAAAGGGCAAUCCAGUAAGUCAAUGCAGUCAAGCCAGUAAGUAGGGAGGUCCAGCUUAUCAGUCUAGCGAGUCAAGUCGCUUGCGCGAAGAAAGUGGUUUUUCCUCAAUGGAUAGGCUCAGUUCAGCUCAGGAAGAAGACGAAGACCUCGCUGUCUUAUCCCGGGCCUUAAUAACCCGUAAUAUUUGGUUGCCUCGAUGUUUUGUGUGGAGUUCCCUGAUAUUGUUGGUCUGAAUUUUUCGGUUGGUUGAUGCUGUAGUUUUGACGCUGCGUCAUAUUGUCCAUGUUUCCUGUUGCAGAGUACACGUAUCUUUGACUGUAGCAUGAGCUGGGAGGGAAACAAUAGUUUUGGUCUCUUUUGACACUCAUAAGUCCUCUUUUCGUUUGUUUUUCUUCUUUUUUUCCUCUUUUGCAGUUUCUCUUGUGGUUUCCCCCUCCUUUUCAUUUUAUUACUUUUUCCUCCGUUUACUUGCUUUUAUUCUUAUAUUUUCUUCUUUCUUUGCUCGUUGCUGUGUCAGCUAGUUUUUUGGGUUUGGCUGUGUCAGAUGUAUCUUGAUGCACUGACUCAAUGCAGUAUUGUUGACAUGUUAUGCUUACUGACAGCGUUUUUGUUCAGUUUUUUCUGGCAUAUCGAACAACAUAUUCCCUAUACUGUUUCUGCCGGUCGUCACUGUGGGGGAGGGUUAGCUUUUUUUCUAAUGCUAUCACCAGUUAAUGAUCUUACCGUUUUCUGGUUGUAAUAAACGAAGAAAACCUUGAUCGGUGUUCAGUUGUAGUAUGUAAAAAGAGGUAAGGGUUCAGUGAUUGGCAGGAAUUAUCUGGUCGGGUCUUGCCUUUCCUGUUUCCAAUUUAGACAUAUCUUACUUUGUCAUGUUCUGCUCAGCUUUCAGUUUCUAAUAAAUAAGAUCGUUGUAACACUCAUUGAAACUCAGGAAAAAUUUAUAAUGUAGCUCCCAUAGCAAUAGGACUAGAAACGUACCCAAAUGUAAUUUCUUAUUUUAUCAAGGUACUCUAUACUAGGCCAUUCAGUGUGUGAAAAUGCCUUUCUCGCACGUGUAUGGAGACAAAUCCUGAUACGAAGCAUCUUCCUGAUGAUUUGUGUUUUCGUUCUAUAAUUCAAUAUAUUUCCUGAAAGGUCAAUAAUUAUUCAAAUUGGUUCUGAAGGUUUUGCAGGCUCGUCAUGGGGAUCUAUUAUCAUGUAUAGAAAUGGCGAAGGUAUUUGAUUUGUCUUUCAACUAUUGCUCUCCUUUUCCUUGUUAGGAGAUAGAGAUAUUUUUGUCAAGUGACCGUUUCUCUUCCAUGGCAGGUUGCUGAUCUUAUUGCGUUUGUUGUUUCCGCAAGUUCGCUAUGCAAUGAAGAUGGUCCCAUUGAUUCGUUUGGAAGUCAAUGUCUUUCUGUUCUGAGGGCAAUGGGAUUACCAAGUACUACUGUCAUGAUACGGGUCCGUAUUUGGUAUUGCACUGUGAAUUCUUUCAUGUAUGGAUGCUGAUUGUUUUGCUUCUCAGGAUCUUCCUGACGACGUGAAGAAGAGACAUGAUGUGAAGAAAAUAUGCAGUUCUAUCAUAUCUCCUGAAUUGCCCGAGGAUUGUAAAUAUUUUCUUGCUGAUACACAGGAAGAAUUACGGAAGGUAAUCUAGAUUGUGAUGUUGCUUCAAGUAGUCGUUUCCACUUAACGUGGUAUAAUUUUCCUGUCGCAAAAUGCAAGCGAAAGAUCAGCUAGUUCACUGAUUCAUAUUUUCCUUUCCUUUAACUUUUUGAUUUUCAUUUGCAGUUCAUGUGGCUUUUUAAAGAACAGCAUCUCUCAUUUCCUCAUUGGCGUGCUCAACGACCAUAUCUUAUUUCCCAUGAGGUAAUGCAUGCGAAUAUCCCUCAUGAUAGGAUGCUUAAUCGUUUUCACUCCACUCUGCUGAAUUCUGAUUUGAAAGUAUGAUUGCCAUUGAGAGUUUCUACUACUUUUAUCUAGAUUCCAUGUGGUUUUCUACGUCGGGAGAAACAAAGAUGUGUAUUGUCUAUGAUUCGGUGCUCCAUCAGCCAUGUGAAUGCAAUCAAUUGGUUUCCAUUUUUUGGGAUACAUUUGGCUGCAUAAGAACAUUGCAGUGGUGAGUAGAUGGCAGAAAGUAAAUGGGCAUAUAUCAUGAUACUACUAGUUGACACGUGUUGAUGUUGCUAAGGUUUACAGGACUGGUUAUUUUAGGAUGGAAAACCUGAACUCGAUUAGAGCUAAAUGGUGGUGGGGGUUCGAUCCUACCACCUUGGAGCUGAUUGAUUCUGUUUGGUAAACUGGAACAGAUGGUAUCGUCACAUAGUUGUUCCCUAUUAUGCUGAAUGAAUUCAGGGGAAGGAUUAGACUGCAGAGAAAGUUACAGAGAAAGUUGCCCGAUCUUCUCUACUCCAAGAGGGGAAAAAAAGGAAGUUGACAUUUUCUGAAGGGAUCUUAAAUAUAGAUAAGUUUUUUUUAGCAUUGCAAAGUCUCUUUUGAUUUAUUUGGUCAUCUUGGAGCCAACUAAUCCUCAAGUAUCUUGGUAAUAUCAUUCAUAUAUUUAUAACUUCUGGGCACGUUUCUCUUUUUCCUUGGUUUAUCUUUGGCUCAUUGAAUUUUUUAGUUUUCGAAGGUUUCUGGACUUUUCAAAUUGUUUGAAAAUUUUCGAGUAUAAUUUUAAAACCUAGUUAGGUAGGGUAAGAUGGGAUUGCGUUGUGUAAUAUUCUAUAAGUUGGCAUAAUCCAAUUUCAUUUUGGGGUCCAGUUUUUUGUGCAACUUUGUAUCUUGAGCUUGUCAAGGUAGUUGUUGUAGGCAUACUUUUCAAGCAUUUUCUUUCUCUUAUUAUUAACUGAUGACAGAUUCAAUUACUUUUUUUGGAACACUUUUGAUGUUAUUGUUCAAGUGAACGAAUCUAAUUUUAUUUAUGAUAAAGAGGAAUAAUAGAUUGUUCUCACAUGGGUUUACGAUUAAAAAUGUUUGAAAUUUAUUUGGCCCGACUGCUGGCAUAUCAUUCUGAAAAUAUAUUUAGCGUUGUAAUUCAGUUUUUAUGUUGUCUUCAUCUCAAAUACGCCAAUGGUUGCGAAUGCCUUUCAGAUUGAUGUGGAACCUGAUGUUGAUGAUCCUGGCAAAUGUUCUUUAAUUCUAUCUGGUUAUGUACGCACUCACAGUUAUUCUGUGAAUCAGUUGGUACGUUUUUUCGCAUUGUGUUCAUUUGAUUAUUUGUAAACUUUUAUGUGUCUAACUUUUCUUCAGAAUAGGUUCAUGUUUCAGGUGCAGGAGACUUUCAGCUUGGCAAAAUAGAGGUUCUCAAAGAUCCAUUUCCUUUAAGUGAAAGGAGUAACUAUGAUUCAAUGGAUUCAGAUGAUACAAACUAUAGAAAGGUUGUUCUAUGCGGCCGAGGAUUUUCGUAAUCUUUUUUAACGUUCUCUCUUCAUGUUCACUUUUUUGUGUGUCUUGUGUUGUCUUUUGCAUUGAUCCUACUCGUAAAACUUUGGCAAUGUAAUCUUUGACUUCUGUAGGGGGCCUUCUCACCUUUUCUAUGAUGCAAAAAUCUGCAGGUUAUUUGUGCGCUACUUCCUGAUCCAAUGAAGGCAGAGGCUUUGCUAGUUGAAAAUGUGCCUGAUCCUCUUGCCGGUGAACAGGUAAGCAUUUGAGGAUACUCGUUCCCUUGGGCUAAGUCUUCAUUCUUUCAUUUGCCAUUAUUUUAUGGAUUUAAUAUCUUAUAUUUGUGUACGGCAUUUGACUGCUGCUAUGUGCUUGCACUUCUGUUUUUGAUGGAUUGAUGUAGCAAAUAUUGUCUUCUAUGGAAGAGGGAAGAUAGAUAAGGCAGGGAAAUGGCUAGAAGUCAAAGCGUUCAAUUUUUUACUUAGCAAGAAAAAGAGAACGAGGCUUCUUCUUUACAUAGUGAGAAUCAGCUUUCACAGGUUGAAUAACAUGAAAGAUGUCUUUCAAAAAACCAUCAGAGCAUGGAAAUCUGUUGCUUGACACAGAAUGACUGUCAUUUUCUUUUGACAGACGGAUUCAACGAGGUAGAUGAGUUGUUGGGAUAACUGUUUGUUCGGAUAACAUGAAAAAAUGUUCAUCUACAGUUGUAUAUCUUCUCGGGUGAAUUUGUGGCUUGCAUAGAAUACCCCAAAUGUUUAAUGUUGUGACUGUGUGAUUUAUCUAUCUGCUUGAGUGAAGCCAUUAAUUGUAAAGUGUAAAUUGCUAUUUCUUGUUUGCAUGGGGUCGAUUUUUUGUAUCUAUAUUUUUCAUUACCCUUCUGUUGCAUCUUUUUUUAUUUAGUCAUCGUAGUUGACAAUGGAAUGUAUUUCACUUUGUACCUGACGUGAUAGAUUUCUUUGAUUAGACCUGGCCGACUGAAGCAGAGAUGGCUGAAGCAGAUGCCAAGAACAAAGAGAGAAAAAUUCUGAAGAAGAAGGCUAUUCCUCGGGGGACCUCUGACUAUCAGGUCUAGUAUUCAAGCUUCUGCAAACAUUUGCAUGGCAUGUUUUAUGCAAAGAUAUUAUUUGACAACAAUGAUCUUCAACAGGCUGCGUGGAUCACUGAAGACACAGAUGAAGAUGACGAUCAUUCAGAAAGCAAUGACGAUGAAGGUGAAGGAAUGGUAUUGGAUACAGCGGACGAUGAAUGCUCUGGGAAACAAGGAUAUGAUUAUUCCGAUCUAGAUGAAGAGCCUGCAAGCGGGAAAGAUGUUGAAGAUGAAACAGAACCAGAUAUGACAACUGCCGUAUGUUCUCUGGCUUUUGAUUUUAAUAAUGCGAUUCCCUGAUAUUGAUCUGUCUUGUUUUCGUGGCCAAUUUAUAUGAAAUGACGAGAUGUCUUAUUCCCUUUCAGUUCAUGCUAGUUGUGCAAUUGUUUAUCCAUAGAACAUACAUUAUCACGUCAUUGUUUUGCUGUGGUUUGCCAGCGUGUUGUGAUAAUGGGUAGUACUAUUUUAUGGUGCAGUCACUAAAGGAAUAUAAAGUGUCAUGAAAAUUUUGCAUAUCAAUUGCACAGUUAACUAAACUUUGUUCCUUUUUAUCCGCAAAAAUAAUGAAAUUAUGAUGAUUUUGAAAUCUGACAUAUUGUUCAUAGCAUUUCAUCAUGUUUUUUUGUUUUUUAUUUUUAUCUUGUUCGGCUAUUUUUUGUAUCAUCAUGCUGGCCAUGUUCCCAUCCUGGUAGCAUAUUCCUUCGGUAAUUCCCAUGUAUAUUUUUUAGAUCUGCUUAUUCCGAUAUCUUUGAUGGUUGAGUGUCAGUUGUUUGUUUUGAAUGGAUUCUCACUGGGUGGAAUCUUCUGGUUAAAAUAAUGCCAUCAUGUAUUAAUAAUUUUUGAGUUAUGCAUCAAUAUCUAUUCAUAUUGCUAAGUUGAUUAUAUGAACUGGAGGAAACCGAUCCGGCACAGUAUUCACUAGCAUGAUUUUUCUGUCCUUUUCCAUUAUUUCUCUAUUUAUUUGUUUGUUUCUGUAUUUCCUGUGCUUGAUAUCUGUUGACUAGUAAUUCAUGUACAGGAUGACGAGAACUGGACUACGGAACAGAUAAAAGCAGAGAUGGAAAAAGUCAAAGAAGAGCAUGCUGAAGAUGAAGGCAUGUAUUUUCGUGUUUUAGUGUUGAUGACUUUGGAAUGCUAUAGAGAUGACCAUUCACGUCAUACACAGGAGAUAUUGAUAAUGUCAGAUUUUUAAUCUGUCUCUUCAACCAAAAUCAAACCCAUGCUGAAAGGGGAGAGGCCUUUUUUAAUUCUCUUAGCCCAUGAUUAUCUAUACUGAUUCUUAUUGUCAUGUGCACAACUUGUCUUUCUUCAAGAAUAUGCUUGUGAACUAAAAGUUUGCUCGGCAAUUUGUGAAUACCUCCAUGUUGAAAAACAUGAGCAUAUGAUCUUUUCAUUAGACUUGCUUUCCACACUAUGAGCUGACAAUGCCUUCAUUGUUUCCCUAAGAUUUUCUAAUCAACCGAACAUGUCCCGUUCUGGAAUAUUUCUGCUUUGUGGAGGCCGGAUUUCCUAAUUUAGAUGUAUGAAACUGCUUCGUGUCCAGAAUUUAAAAUGCCUUUUAUUGUAGACCACUCUCAUAAAUUUGACAAAAUUACCACAUUAUCCACUGCAUCUACGCACUUCAUGGGCUUGAUUGGUUUCCCAAGUCCCAUGAUAUGGUACAUAUGUCUCAUUUUGUUUCAAUCAUGGCUUUACUGCAUGCAAUUUUUUAAUCGUCUUAGGUCUGAUAUUCUGUAUUGUGCCAUGCUUGUUAUAAUCGUAUUAACUAUCAGAGGAGUUUGGAGCCUGACGACCACCAUUUAUGGCAACCCUAUUAGUGCUGUAAUAUAAUGCCGAUGAAGUUGUUGUAAUCCCCUUGCAUGCAAAGUGGGUAAAGACGUGCUCUAAUUUCAAGGGAUAGACGUAUAUUGCAUCUCAUAUUGUAAUCGUUCACAAUAUGAGAUGCAAUAUAUGUGGGCAAAGCUAAAUCAUCUGCAAUUCUCUGGGUCCUUUUGUCUAUUCAUUUCUUCUCCUUUUCUGUUUUGGUUCCCUUCUUGUCUAUAGGAGACUAUACGUUGAUCGUCAAACUUGGUUUGCUUUUGUUGAAUCUGUUUGUCUAAAUUCUAGCAAUGCAUCUCAUAUUGUGAACGAUAUUUGGGCGAGACUCAUUGUUCAGUUGGUGGGAUUGUCAUUGAUGGGCUUGGUUAUUGGCAAUGAUUGCAGGUGUAGUUAAGGUUUUUCCCAUCUUCAUUUUGCUUGUGGUUGAUGCUUUUCCCCAAUGCUCGCUUUCUGAAGUUAGACUUGAAGUCAGAUCCAUGAACGAAUACACAAGAAAUUUCUGAUAUUUUGGGUUGAUAAAAUAAAUAUCUGCGUAAUUUUUUCUCUCGUUUUGUACAUGUAGAGAAGAAUUAAUGUAUCAAUACAAUAUAUAAUAAGCAGUCCACCAUAAUUUGGCCUGUUUCUUGAUCCUUUUCUUCCCAUGUUCAUCAGAAUUUCCAGAUGAAGUAGAGACUCCUCUGGACGUCCCUGCCAAAAAACGGUUUGCCAAGUACAGAGGUCUCAAAUCUUUCAGAACAUCAUCAUGGGACCCCAAGGUGGAUAUUUGGACCACUUAUAUACUGAUAUUUUCCUUCUUCAAAUUUUGGGCCUUUUAUAUAUAUUUAUUGAUGGCAGGAAUCAUUGCCACAAGAGUACGGCCGAAUCUUUGCAUUUGAUAACUUCAGUAGGACGCAGAAAUACGCACUGGCUAAGGUUUUAGAACGAGAUCAGGAUAGUCUUGGUGAAUCUGUACCAGCUGGUUCAUACGUGAGGCUUCAUAUCAAGCAAGUACCGAAAGACAUUGUUUCAAAAGUAUGCAGCCUGUCUGAGAGAUUGCCUGUGGUUGCAUCUGGUUUACUGCCACAUGAAUCCAAGAUGUCUGUUCUUCACUUCAGGUCUGUCUAUAUCCUAAGUGCAUUCUUCACUUCUCAUUCUUUUUUAUUCAUUAUUUCUGUCAUCUGUGUUUUCGACAUAUUGUGAUGACAACCUUAAAGAUUUUCUUUUCUAGUUGUUUUAGAAAUCCUUGGCUUCUUGAUCGAAUAGCAGUUGCCCUGCCUCUCAUGCCAGAUUGUUACCAUCAUAGAAUGAAAAGUUCAUGUUUCUCAUUCUUGCUGUAUCGAAUUACAGCUUGAAGUUUCUUGACCUCUCAUUUAUGCACAUUUAGAGUCACAAGGCAUACCCGAUGUGGGAUUUCGUUCGGAUUCAGGUUCCAUGAUUCUGGUUGAUUUAGAUGGGGAGCAGGGGGUUGUCCAGAUACAUAGGUGAAAGGGAACACAAGUGUAAUGUUGUAUACUCUCAGGGAUAUAUUAGCACAGACUAGGCAUGGGGCAUGCACUAAUGGUCAUUUGAGUGACGAUCGCAGGAGGGAAUGGAGUUAGGCGCAAAAAGUUCUCCUUUGGAUUGGUUGCCCUAUUGACGGCUUCACAUCAGUCCGUGGAUUUUUAAAAAGCCAAGUCUGUUGUUAUUGGUUUCAUUUCCAUUUACAAAACUUAUCUAACUAGCAUUCUUUGGUGUUGCCAUCUCAUGUGAUCUUUGUUUUGCCUACGGACUUAUCACAACUUUCUGCAUUAGUUUCUCUUUUAUCAACGAAAAAGCCUAUUCUUGUAGAUGUUUGCAGAUUGUUUGAGUGAAGUUUGGUGGACUGUGGUUUACAGAUCACUUUAACCCUCAUCCAGGGGUUGAGUUUGAAUGGGGGGGAUGUAAAACCGAGGUCUUCCUAAUGGAAUUUACUUGCACCUUUACCAGCAAACAAAGAAAGAUCUCUUAAGAGUUUCACUCAUCACAUGUAUUAGAAACUCGAAAUUCUGGAAUAAUUCACCUGUCCGUUGUUGGUGACUUAUGUGACGUAGAUUCUCUCAACUGGUCGUGGUCUAGAUCAUGAUAAAACUUAGCUGAACAUAUUGAAGAAAACGAUAUUGGAUUGGUCAGUUUGUGCGUCUUAAAUAUUUCACGGUUUCAGCUUUAAGCGAUCAUAAAAUCUAGUUUUCUAUCUGUAAACAAUCACGCAUCGAUUCUCGCUACUUUUCAUUGUAAAUCUGGAAGCUAUGGUUCAAAUGGUAGGAGAUGAUGGACUUAUGUCCCCUCUCUUUUACCCUGUCUUUGUAUCCUCCUUUUAGAUUCUUCCAUUUUUUUUUAAUGUUUGUUAUUCAUGGAACUGGCAUAUGCAUAACUAGAUGUACGCCACACUUUUAGCGUGAAAGGAUGACUGUAUUGUUCCUCUGCCUAUACUUGCCUUCUACGUUUUGUUAUUUUCGUUGAAUCGGUUGCAGUUGCCUCCUGAAUAUAUAUGAGUAGCUAUGCACUAUCGCUGAUUCAACAGUUUAUUUAAAGAUCUUCAAUAUCCGUUUCAGCAUAAGGAAGAGUGACUCUUACGAAGCCCCGAUUAAGUCAAAAGAGUCUCUCAUUUUUCACGUUGGGUUUCGCCAAUUCCUUGCCAGGUAAAGCGCUAAGAGUGCUUACUCGGGACCUGAAGUUUUGUAAUUACUCCUAUGAAACGAUCAUUUUGGCCUUUUUUUUUCUCUUUCUGCAGGCCAAUUUUUUCUUCUGAUGAUAUGAAUUGCGACAAGCAUAAAAUGGAGAAAUUUUUACAUUCAGGACGCUUUUCAAUAGCAUCAGUUUAUGCUCCUAUUUGUUUUCCUCCGUUGCCUUUGAUCGUUCUAAAGAGUCAGGAAGGAAUGGAGCCAGCUGUUGCUGCUUUUGGUUCACUAAGAUGUGUGGAUCCAGAUAGGAUUAUUCUGAAGAAAAUCAUAUUAAGUGGGUAAGCCAUAUUUUCUUUGUCAUCUGCGAUCUAAAGCUGGGAUAUUUCUUCUUGUGCGUGUCACGUUUGGCUCAUACUCGAACUAAAUAAAAAAAAUGCCAUCUAUUAUGUCUCAUGAGUUGAAGAUAGUCUCCGUAAGAAAACAUAAAUAUGCUUUCAGGUGUUUGAAUAGUUUAAAUUUUAAUUUUUAUUGUCAAUAACCUGUCAUUGUGUAAACAUUCAAACUGAAAAUAUGUGAUUCCAAUCGGCACCUUCUUUCUAUUAUUCUUCAGAAUUAGAAUUAUUAUGUUCAAUUAUUCCUCUUGUUGACUAUUCAUGCCAUCUAUCCACUAGAUUUGGCUGCGUAUACUUGUCUAUGUUUUUUCCCAUUGAUUUCUAUUUAAAUCAUCACUUAAUCUGCCCUAAAAACUGUCUAAUGGUGCAGAUAUCCUCAGAGAGUCACGAAAUUAAAAGCCUCUGUGCGAUUUAUGUUUCAUAAUCCUGAUGACGUUAGAUGGUUUAAGGUAUGUAGAGCUACUUGAUCAAGCUUGACAAUGGGUCUUAGACUGUUUAAACUAAUGACCUCUCCCUGUUCUUGUGUUUAGCCUGUCGAAUUGUGGACCAAGUGUGGUCGCCGUGGCCGCAUAAAGGAACCCGUUGGCACCCACGGUAUGAGGCCUUGUAGAACUCAUAUCCCUUUCUCUUUUUUCAUGAGAAGAAUCCCUCCGAAAUAGUUUAAGAGAUGACUUUAGUUGAUAUUCAUGCCAUGCCAACUUUGUUCUUCAAUUCGUUGUUCUUCCAUGCCCAGUAUAGCAACUAUUUUCUUGAAAGAAAUUCCUCAACUGGCUAUGAACCCUACUCAUACCAUCUGAGUUCUGGGGGACCUUGUGUUCUAUAUUGAGGAUCCAGUCUAGCAACCACGUUGACUCUCAUGGUACAGCUUUUGAUUACAGCUGCUUGACUUUAUUCAGUGUUAGCUCCAGCAUUUCAGGAAUUGGAUGAUGAUCGGCAGGAGCAGAGACAGAACAUCGUUCUAAGAUUGUUCAGUGGAACUGCUUACAAUAUUUUUCUUAUUCUUUCUAUAUAUGUUUAUAUAUAAACCCAUGUUGUGGUAGAUAUUAUCUGAUAUUUUAUGGCGGAAAAAAAAAGCAAGACCCAACGUGGUGUUCUUCCCUUGACAGGUUCUAUGAAGUGCGUAUUCAAUGGUGUGGUUCAGCAGCAUGACACCGUCUGCAUGAGUUUGUAUAAGCGCGUGUACCCAAAAUGGCCUGAAAACCGGUACUUAAUCUCGGAUCCAUCUCACUGA